This is a messenger RNA of Pocillopora damicornis (cauliflower coral), 1456 nucleotides long. RefSeq lists its product as uncharacterized. NCBI's taxonomy places the organism in Eukaryota, Metazoa, Cnidaria, Anthozoa, Scleractinia, Pocilloporidae. The record is from RefSeq and is a predicted model, not a curated record.
AAGGCUUCCCUGGUAUUCGGCCAUGGAUAGCAUGGAAUCUCUACCAGCCUCGGUUCGCUCUCAUGUAAGCGAAAGCUUGCUAGAUACUGAUUUGAAACCCUCGCCAGAGCACAGUUGCAUGAUGCGAGGUGAAGCGUCAGCCGAAAUCGGCAACGAAAUGACCAAUAGUUCCAUCCAAUGGCCAAUUAACCUUGAGAUGAAACCGGAACAUGACAAGAAUGAGGAAUGUGUUCCAAGGGUAACAGGCUUGUAUCAGUGGUUUGAUAAUCAGGCAUUAUCGGAAGAAGCGAGUUCUGUCAAUGUAGACCAAAUAGAACAUCCAUCGGCUUCAAUCCAAGAAAUACUGGAGGCAAGUCGCUUGAGCAAAAAUAAGGACCUUUUGCAGCUUCUUGGUGAGAUUGGAUCGGGUGAUGAUUCUUUGCCAGGGAGUUACUGGCAAGAAGUAGGAGGCAGUGACUUUAAUUCUCAAAAUGCUGGCUUCCCAGUAAGUGGCACAGAUGAGUGCCCGCACUUUCAAGAUGCUCAGAAUUUUCGAACAUUUCUGGAACCACUGCCUCUAGUCAUGUCUUCCUUACCUGGUGUGAUGAGUAGCUACAAUGUUGCACAACCUGGGGAUAGCAUUAUUUGGACUGGGCAAAAUGAUACAGACACAGGAAGAGGGGUGACUUUGGAGUGUAUUCAAGCAGGAGAAGCUUUUCCUUUUGUACCAAAUUCAUCAACAAGUCAAGAACUCAGAGACAUAACUGACGAUAUAAGAAAACAGGAAGAGAAGAAAAGAAAAAGAAGAGAGCGGAACAAGCAGUGCAGCCGAGAAUUUCGCAGGAAACAGAAAGUCAGAGAGCAGCUCCUGACGAGGGGAAAAGCAGAAAAAGAACAAAUUUUGGUGGAGCGAUAUAAAAGGAUAGAGAAAACAAGUAAAAUUCUCAUCAAAAUUGCUACAAGCAGUGGAGCAUGUGAAAAAGGACAAGGUAUUAUCAACAUGGUGGCUGGCUUGAUCAAUAAAGAGAACUUGCCGUGUAGUGUGGUCAAAAGUAAUAUGGCUGCUAACAGAUUGGUUAGCCACACCCAAACACAAGCCUUCUAAAAUCUUAAUAUAGCUUGUCUAAUGCUAAUCAAUUAAAAAUAUCGUCAGGGAGACACUAAAUGAUUCACUCACAACCUGCAAUGACAAGUAAGUUACAAUUUUAGUAUAUUCAUCCUAAAACUUAGCAGCUCCUGACAACAGAUUAAACCUUUUUGUACCCAAAUAGUUUUGUGCCUCAGCAGGUUAAGGAAAGAGGUACAGGCUGAAUUGUAUGCUUCUCAUGGGCAAGUUCAUUUCAGUGGAUGCAUUGCAAGUACUUAAACUAUAUUCACUUUGGAAAUUUAAAUGGACAAAACAUUAGGAUUUUGCUAAGGUUGUGUUAGGUGAAUGACAUGGGAAUCAAUGAUUUAGUGUUAGCAUCAAGCUGGAAUU